This is a messenger RNA of Penaeus indicus, 7672 nucleotides long. RefSeq names its product ras association domain-containing protein 4-like (gene Rassf). The record is from RefSeq and is a predicted model, not a curated record. NCBI's taxonomy places the organism in Eukaryota, Metazoa, Arthropoda, Malacostraca, Decapoda, Penaeidae. Gene Ontology annotation, biological process: signal transduction. The transcript has 10 exons. The coding region runs from base 102 to 1655 and encodes 517 amino acids.
UGGCCACAGUGUUUACAAGCUCUCAGCAAGACACCCAUUACAGCCCACUUUGCAUAUCUUUUCCCCUCUAGAACAUGUCCAGUAUCCUAUUGUGAUAAAAGAUGUGGCAGUGCAGGAAGUGCGGGAAGCCCGUGUAUUUCGCGGAGCGAAAACAAUCGCUGGGGUUUGACUGGCAUCCCAAGUGUCUCAGGUGUGAGGAAUGUGGCAAAAGACUAAACCCAGGCCAGCAUGCAGAGCACAAAGGUGUGCCAUACUGCCACCACCCUUGUUAUGGAGCCCUCUUUGGGCCUCAGCUCUUUGGCCACGGGACACGGAACGAGUGCCACACCUCCUUCGGGAAAGUGGAAAAUAGAGAUGGACAAGUUAAAAGGUCACACUUGGAGGCUAAACUGAAGGCAUAUAAUCAGUAUUAUGAGGGGAAGCCAGGGGAGCUGAAGAGCAGGGAGGCAAAUGGCCGUGUGAUUUUGGAGGGUGUGCUGAAAAUCUAUUGGGGUGUGCGUAAUGUCAUUCACCUGAAAGAGGAGGAUGAUCAGCGCACCAUUGCUGUAAGGAGACGCUCGGGUGUGAACUCUGAGGCAUUCUAUCCUGAUAGUGAUGACGAGGACUCAUUCUUGUGGCGUGAUGACUCGCCCAAUGGCUGGCGAACACAGUCUCCAGGGACGCCAGUCAUCUCAAAGGGUACCACCUUUGCGAGGUCUAACUCAGACCGUUCUUCCUCUGGAAUGGACAACAGUGGCUCUUCCUCACCAGUGAUCUUGAACACUUGUUCUCCAGAGGAUGAGGGUGUGGGUAGUUUGAAGGGAACAGGACAUGCAGAAGGACAGGACAGUACAGUAGGUUGUGCUGUUGUGAGUGAGAAUAAUUCAAAAGAUGCAGAGGGAAAGCCUAGUAAAAGUCCAAGCAGUGAGGAUGUGAAAGGUGCCAAAAAUUCCCAAGUGCCAUCAACACCUGUAGGUAAGGAAGCUGUUUCAGAGCCAGACAGUAGUAUCGAAGUGCCAUCUCCACGGAAUGGACUGACUCCAAACAAAGAGGGCAGUGAUUCUCCAGUGCCUGAGGGAAAAGAUGUGGCUGAUUUAAAUGCAAGCAGUGACACUCAAACCCCUGCAAAGAAGACACCUGUCAAGACAGGAAGCACAGCCAUAAGGAGAAGGCCUGGGAGGCGAAUGGACAAAACCAAACUCAAGCGGCGAUGCUCCAUCAAUGGCCACUUCUACCUGCGUGAGACGAGCUCCUUCACACCCCCACAUGGCUCCCCCUGCAGUGUGUGGGUGACGUCCCUCAUCACCACGGAGGAAGUGCUCAAUAUGCUUCUAGAGAAGUACAGGGUGGAGAUGUCAUCUCGUAACUUUGCUCUCUUCGUGAUCAAGGACAAUGGAGAGAGGCGUCGUAUCAGAGAUGAUGAAUACCCACUCAUCACAAGAGUCAUGCUCGGCCCUCAUGAAGAAGUGGCUCGGUUCUUCAUAGUGGAUGCCCAUCAGACAGAUGAGAUUUCCCCUCAGGUGGCCCAGUUCCUCAACCUGAGUCUGGCCGAGUGUCGGGCCAUCUUGCUCCAGUACGAGCAGGAGGAGAUGAGGAACAUCAUUGCUGUUCGUCAGAAGUAUGAGAGUAUGGCUUUCUACAUCCAGAGAAGAAUGAAGGAGCUACGUGGUGUGUGAUGUGUAGUUGACAUAUCUAAACCAAAAGCCAGGAGACUUUCAGAGAAAUUUCUUGGCUAGCAAAGUGCCCUUGCUAUGUGAUGAAUAUAUGUAUAUGUAUAUGUAUAUAUAUCUCAGAACACUUUGUGAUUGUUGAAUUCUGGUAAUGAUUUAGCAAUGGAGUUUUAAGUUACAAGAGUUCUUGGAUUUGUUUUUAUACCAUUAUUAUUGUUUUAUUAUUCUACCAUUGAAGUUUACCUGAGUAGAUGAAUCUCAUACAUCUGUAUUUAUCACAGGUGUUUGUUUAAUUUUAAUUAUUAAUAAUCCAUAUACUGAUUUUUAAUGAAAAGAUGCAUCUGGCUCUAUAUGUUAGGACAUAUGUACUCUGCUGGUGUAUAAUCCAAUUUGCAAACCCAGCUUUCACGUUUGUCCAUGUGUUGGAAGUCCUAUUGUUGCAUCAUGAGUUCAGUUUAAAAGGUAAGUCACAACACACAGUUCUCUGGUCAUGCAGCCAGAGAUUAAAGGCCAUAUGCUGUAUCCCCUGUUGUGGGUCACAAAUACUAAAUGCUCUCUUUAGUUUCAUAAUCUUAAGUUAAGGAAUUUGGUGUUUUUAAAUAUUCUAACCAGUAGAUACUUUUUCAUGUAUUUAUUUGUAUUUAUUGAUAAGUGUAUUUUAUGUUGGUAUUUUAGUUUUAUUUCGUGAAUUUAUUAUUAUUAUUUUUUAUGCAAUUUAAAAAAAAUGUCAUCUUUGUUUUUUAUUUUUCUUUCCAGUCAUCAUUUAUUUAUAUGUUGUCAUAAAUAGCAAGUUAAUGUUGAAUCCUUUCUGAAGGAUAUGGCUGUAUUACUUAGCUAGAUUUUAUUUAUUUAUGGAAGUGUAUGUAAACUUGCAGACAUGACCCAGUGUCUAGUAAACUCUGGACUGUCAAGUUUAUAAACAUAGGUGUUUGACAGUAUUAACCUUCAUCAUCUUUUUUCUUCAGUAGCCUUUGUUGUAGAUCAUCAAGUGCAGUGGCAAAGUAUUUGAGUGUGUGUUACGGUUGCAAUCUUGAUGGGUGUUUGACAUGCCUUGCAGGUAUGGUUUGUGGGUAGGGGAAAACCUCACACAUUUGUUUGCUAUUGGGAAUCCAAAAGGAGCCUGUGGUUGGCUGUGCUAAGGAUAGAAAGAAUUGUAGAAAGGUUCCAUAGGUUUCAAAUUUGGUGUGGAUGGGGGAUGAUAUUAUGCUUUGAUUCCAAGAAAGAUGGUAGACGGAAUUGAUCAGCCUCAACUCUGAGGCAAGAUAGGUCAUUUGAUGGAAGGUUAAGGUUGACCUUAGAUUGAGGAAAGAUGCCUGUGCCUUGAUACUAUGAAAGAAGCUUUAACUGCUCAGUGAGUUGGAGAUUAGAUCAUGUGUAGUUUUCCCUUACACUUUAUGCAUAUUUUCUUUUCUCUCACUCUGUCUCAUUUGUCUUCUUUCUGUCUUCCUUCCAUAAUGUCAACUCCCCUCAUUGCUCAUCAUGUCCUUUAUAGGAUUUCUGUUGAAAGGAAUUGAAUGUAGAGAAUAGAGAGAUUUUUCAGUCUCAAUACAGGGACAAAUUUGUAAGUGUUAUUGGAAUAUUGUUUUUUUUUUAUGGUAAUAUGACUGGGAUAUUCCUGAGUCAUAUUUCCUUGUGGCAAAUGUUGAAAAAGAGGUAUAAAUGAGGUGAAUGACUUAACAGGGGAAGAUGUGUAGGUAUUCACUAACAUCCAUAGCUUUCUCUGGUUCAUCUCUUAGCUUUCAUUAGUGAACGUAUCUAUAAAUACAAGUCACACAUAUCUAAUUGUGAACAGUUACAUAGAUUGUUAUCACGUAGAUUGUAUAUUCUUGAAAAAAUAGCUUUGUUUGGCUAUACACAAAAGGGAAGUGUAAGGUUUACUUGACUGUGAUAGGCAAAAAAGCUAUAUGAUAAUUAUAUUGUCACAUCAUUCUUUGUGACCCAUACAUUAUGUAUACACAGUUCAUUUUGUGUUGCCUGAAUAUUAUCCCCUUGGUGAUGGGUGAAGAAAACUAAAAAAAAAACACGCUCUGGAGAUCAAUGGCAAAUCGCUGACUUUGAGCACAGGAGUUCGGUACAGCAAGCCGAAUCACCGGCUCGUAGUGCUUUGGUGCCGCCGCGGCGUACAGCCACACGCCACAGAUUGAGCGGUUUGUUUUGACUCCUCACAGCAUGAUCCGUCGGGAAAGGGGUUAAUUGCAUGUGAAGAUUCAAGGAAUGACUUAUGAUCUAAUUAUAUAUUAAUAAUGGGGGCCUUAGAAACCCAUGUUGUACAGGGUGUUGAGAAUUUAACAUCAGUUCAAAUUCUAAUAAGGUUUAUUACUCAUUGGUCGUAAAAGUCCUUGUCGUGAAAAAGAAAUGAGAAAAUACUCAUCAUAUAUUCCAGAGGGCAUAAUAUGUACCAAAAAUAUGUAAAGCUAAUAGUCAGCAUCAUUUGCAAUACUGCAAAUUGUGUAUUUAUGAAAAGCUAAUCUUACUUUCAACACUAGUAGCUGUCUGUCUCGCUUUUCAUAAAAUAUCAUGUGGAAAUUAAUUUCUGCUUUUGCGUCAUUGCCUCCAUUGACAUGAGCAACAUUUGCUGAGUAUGGAUUUACAUGUACCUGUUAUAAGGUAUAAUACUCCCACAAGUAGAUCUGAGCUAAAAGAUGUGUGCUGGAGAUCUCUGUGUUCAGGAAUACAUCAUUUGGAAAUCACAGAUUGUUGAAAUAAUGCUUUUGUUUUGUGGAGGAUGUAUUUUAGUGCAGUGCCUUGAGCUUAUGCCUGUCAGAGAAUAUCAUAUUUAAGAGGAAUGGGAUUGAAUGGUUGCUCACGGUUUACUCAUAUGAUAGUGGAGAUGUGUGUCUUGCAUUACAAUUUUUUUGUGUUCUGGAAAUGAAUUUAUUUUUUUGUUUUUUUAACAGAUUUCUUUGCUGAUAGGGAAAGAAGGGAGAAUGCUAUUUACACCUUGCUGCCAGUAACUGGUAUACACAUAGUGAUUUUGAUAACAUCAUGGGGAUAUUCCCUGACUACUAGGUGUAGAUGUAAAAAGGUUAGCUGCUGUCAAAGAACUUAUAAAUAAUAUGUAUGGAAAAAAAGAAAAAUUAGGGUGCACCUACAUCAAUAUUUUGUUGUUAAUUCAUAUUACAUUACUUUCUCUAGUAAGAAUCUGGAUAUGUUAACAUUAGCACAUAUUUUUCAAAGAGAGCUUCUGCCUUAAAAUCAGAAAGGCGUUCCAAAAAAAAUCUUCAGUCGAGACUUCCUUUGUGUGAUAUUACAGGUCAGUCCACGUCUUCCAGGUCACUUUUCUUUCCACCAGAGUGUUCAGUAGUGAAACUGAAAGUAGAUGCCCCACCAACUUCCCCCUUGCUCAUGUUUUUACUUUCUUUUAUAGAGAAAACAUUUGAAAGGAGUUAAGACUCCUCUGAGGAUUCCUUGGAUGACUUGCAAUAGAUUUUUUCUUCAACAUUGCAGACAUAAUUUUUGUCACUCCACAGAACAUAUAAUGUAUAAUUCUGAACUUUUUGUUACUACUCGGAACAUAUAAUGUAUCAUUCUAAGCACAGAAGCUGGAGAACACUUUAGACGUCCUUAGUGUUUGAAUUACUAUAGAGUAACAUAGCAGAGCUGAGGUUAUCUCAUUUCCCAACAAGAGGUAAUGUAAUUAGUAUCUGUAAUACAUCACACUAUCUGCUUUAGUUUUGGGCAUUUAUCUGCACAUAUAGCACUUUACAUUGGUUAGGGAAGCAAUGUUUAACUAUUGCAAGGUCUCAACUAAUUGUGUUUCAACGUGUGUAAACAGUAGUGUAAACACUUACUGAUGAAUGAAUUUUUGUUUUUUUGGCUGUACAUUUUGGGGAAUGCAAGAUCUGAUUAAGUGAUUAAUUUUGUUCUAAUACUUUGCUUUGAUACAUAGGGAAGUGGUGGCAUUUUUUAAUGUAAUUGUUGGAACUAGGUUAUUUUGAAUUAACAAUAUUGAUGGGUAAAAGUAAAACUUUUUUUUGUGUGUAUGUGCGUGUGUUUGAGUGUGUGUGUUUGCGUGUGUGUGUGUUUGCGUGUGUGUGUGUUUGCGUGUGUGUGUGUUUGCGUGUGUGUGUGUUUGCGUGUGUGUGUGUUUGCGUGUGUGUGUGUUUGCGUGUGUGUGUUUGCGUGUGUGUGUGUUUGCGUGUGUGUGUGUUUGCGUGUGUGUGUGUGUUUGCGUGUGUGUGUGUUUGCGUGUGUGUGUGUUUGCGUGUGUGUGUGUUUGCGUGUGUGUGUGUUUGCGUGUGUGUGUGUGUUUGCGUGUGUGUGUGUUUGCGUGUGUGUGUGUUUGCGUGUGUGUGUGUUUGCGUGUGUGUGUGUUUGCGUGUGUGUGUGUUUGCGUGUGUGUGUGUUUGCGUGUGUAUGUGUUUGCGUGUGUGUGUGUUUGCGUGUGUGUGUGUUUGCGUGCGGGCAUGUGUGCGUGUGUGUGUUUGUCAGAAAUGUAAUAAUUGCUUAUGUCUGGUGUUAUGAUUUUAACAUUGGAUUGGUUGGUGCUGAAGGUAUUACAUCAGCUGGUUUACUACUGCCGUAUCUUUGGUGUCACAAAAGAGCUGUCACAAUAAAUGUUUAGUUUUGGAUCCAAAGGGCAGUCAUAUCAGAAGUUGCAGAUGGAUUAUGAAAAGGAAUUAGAAUGUUAAUGUCCCUCCCAAAACAAAUCCUGAUGUACAUAAUUUUUGUACUCUAUUAUCUGGUCUUACUACAGAUUUGUGAAUCUGAUGAUCUGCACAGUAGUAGUCAAUAGACUUAAAGCUUGAACGAGGAGGCUGUGAAACUCCUGGUGCAAUCGUGUCCAAAGCUUUUAUGAUAGUCUUGAACAGGAAACAGUCGUAGGUGUAGUGGUGUGCGGAGGAGGAAAGGAGAGGAAGGACUUGUAGGGGGAGGAAGCUUUAGGAAUUGUGACGAGUCGGAAUCUCAUUCGUGUCGCGCUUUCGAUAAGAUGCUCAAAGUAUGAUGUGUGUUAUCUUAUUGGUUGACUUUCUUGCGUGCUGAUACUUCACGAAAUAUUCAUGUCUGACUGGGAUUUUGGGUAUUGCAAGGUAUUUCAUUAUCUUGGGACAUGACCCAUCUAAACGUGCAAAGUGAACAUCCUACAGUUUAAUUUGUGUGUUGGAAGGGAAUCCACUUCCAUUACUAAUAUAGAAUGGGUUUUAAAACUUGUGUGUCAUAUUAUUGUACAAAAGUUUUUUGUAUGUGAGACUGGAAAAAGAAGAGAUUGUCAUGAUUCUAAAGCUCGUCUUCCUCAAUCAUUGUGAUUUUAUGAGGCUUCAUUGUAUUUUUUUUUUAAGCACAUCAUGUAUAUACAAAGUCAUUGAUGCUUAGUGCUUCUCAGAUUUUAGUUUUGUAACAUUCCUUCCUAUAUAGGCCUAUAUAUUUGUAUUUUAACUUGUAUCUUUGUACUUCAUAUACUGCCUAUUAGAAAUACUCAGAGACUCUUAGUUGGAUGAUGGAACAGUUGAUUUAAAAGAAAACAAGAUGUUUGAUAAUUUUGGAAGUGAACUUUCUUACUAUCUACAAAACAUAUUACCAGUUCUUUCUGCUGGAUAAGAAUUUUGAAAUAAAUUCCUUUAUACUUUAUCCCCUGAAGUAUAAUAAUCUCAUGGAAAAGUGUAUCGGUUCUCAAAUGUUUUGAUUAUAUUGUUAAACAUCAAGUGACUGGGCUUUGGUUAUUGUGGUAUUGACAUUCCCACCUUUUCUUGUGCAAGAUACUUCUAGUUCAUGUAAUUUUGCUGAUGACUAUAUGUUUGUACUUUUUAGUAAUGAUCACAUUAUAUGUAUAUGAUUUUAUAUAUCUAUAUAUUUUUAUUAGGUUAGGUUAUAUACUUAUUUGUAAUUUCAAAUUUGUAUCUUUUUAUUAUUUGCAUGUAUAGGUACACUCAUAUUUUUAUUAUUAUUAUUUUUUUAUAGUUUAUCUUAUUUUGAAAGAGAAUUUAUCAAAAUAUUACUUUCUUUAAAUGUUUAAAUAUGUAUUUGUUUCUUACUUAAACCAUUUAUAUUAUCUUGUACUAAUAUGCAUGGUAAUAAAUAUGGCA